Messenger RNA from Alosa alosa (allis shad), 1469 nucleotides. RefSeq names its product zinc finger MYM-type protein 5-like. Lineage: Eukaryota; Metazoa; Chordata; Actinopteri; Clupeiformes; Clupeidae. The record is from RefSeq and is a predicted model, not a curated record. Bases 356 to 1351 code for a protein of 331 amino acids. The transcript is spliced from 3 exons.
UGCAGAGGAAGGGGCGAAGGGAGGGGUUUGCGGGGGACAGUUCACCUCUGGGUCUCCUUAAUGAAACGGGAAAGGGGGGAUGAAUGGGGAUCCACUGUAUAGUAGCCUACAACAGUCUAUUAGUGGGCUAAAAUCAGUCACACCUUGACUUUCUUCCAAACAACGCACAUCUCAUAAUGUUAUGAAUGCAGACCUAUGAUUCCUGCACAUUUAAUUAACUGUGUGAAAUGGCUAAUAAAAAUAAGUGACAAAACGAUUAAGAGGUCACCCAGGUGAAUUGGUUUGGUCUUGACUGUGGUCGCGAGUGGAUCAUGGGAAUUUGUGGAUUGUUGUCGACUGUCGAGUGCCAAACAAGAUGGACAGAAAGCGGUCAAAGCCAUUAGGUGCCCAGUUCCGAAAAAAAAGAAAAGUAGAAGAGGAGAAACGAGCAAAGGAUAAAGGGGCACUUCUAAAAUACUUUGGAGCAUCCUCUGCCACUGCUCAAGAUGAGCCACCCACAGCCCCUGUUUCACAGGAUGAGGAGGAGCCAUCAACCUCAUCAGAUGCACAGGCCUCUUCUGAGGUGGUCCCUGUCCUUGAGGAUGAGCACCAAUCCAUGUCUCCACAAACAUCUCCCUCUACGUCUGCUUCUCCUCAGCAUGAGCCUUCAGAAAUGCCUGGAGCUGAAUGCCCCACUGCUGAGGAGCCUCUGUCAACUGACCCUGCUAAAUGGCCUACGCUUCUGACGGACAGGAUUCGGACUGAACUGGUUCGCAGAGGACCCUGUAAGUUGCCUCCUGAUUUUGUUUUCCAAAGGAGUGAAAGUGAUGGGAGAAGUUGCCACCACCACUAUUUUAAAAAGACAUUAGUUAGUGGUGAAAAGAUGGCAAGAAGUUGGCUGAUAUUUUCCAUGGAGAACAAUAGCCUCUUUUGCUUCUGCUGCAAAUUGUUUUCCAAGAGGAACAUUCAUUUAAUAAGUUCAGGAUUGUCCGAUUGGAAACAUGCAAGUUCUUAUCUCACAUCACAUGAAAACAGUCCAGAACAUCUCAAUUGCAUGAAAGCAUGGAAGGAAUUGGCAGUGAGGUUAAGAAGUGGGAAAACUAUUGAUAAGCAGGAGAUGGCACUUCUGGAGGCUGAGAGGAAGAGAUGGAGAGCAGUGCUGACACGUCUCAUUGCUAUUGUGCAGUCACUAGCAGUUCGAAAUUUGGCUCUAAGGGGACACACAGAAACAUUGUUCACACCAUCAAAUGGGAAUUUUCUCAAAGAGGUCGAACUUAUGGCCAGAUUUGAUUCCAUUAUGAAAGGUCACCUUGACCGUGUUGAAAGAGGAACAGCAAGUCAACAGCUACCUGGGCCAUCAUAUACAGAAUGAGCUGAUUGAUUUGUUGAGCAGCAAACAGUUGUCAAAAUUGUCAGCUGACAGUGCUGUAAGCAAUCUUUUGCAAUGUUAUUGUGAGCCUAUAUAUUUGACACUUUAUGUCUAUAGUGAA